This is a messenger RNA of Carlito syrichta (Philippine tarsier), 1652 nucleotides long. RefSeq names its product keratin, type II cytoskeletal 73. The record is from RefSeq and is a predicted model, not a curated record. Bases 30 to 1652 code for a protein of 540 amino acids. Gene Ontology annotation, biological process: intermediate filament organization; keratinization. Gene Ontology annotation, molecular function: structural constituent of skin epidermis. Lineage: Eukaryota; Metazoa; Chordata; Mammalia; Primates; Tarsiidae. The transcript has 9 exons. Gene Ontology annotation, cellular component: keratin filament.
UCUCCUCCCAGCUCUCUGGCCUCCCCAUCAUGAACCGCCAGUUCACCUGCAAGACAGGGGCUGCCACCAAGGGGGGCUUCAGUGGCUGCUCAGCUGUGCUUUCAGGGGGCAGCUCAUCCUCCUUCCGGGCAGGGAGCAAAGGGCUCAGCGGGGGCUUCAGCAGUCGGAGCCUCUACAGCCUGGGGGGCACCCGGACCAUCUCCCUCAACAUGGCUGGUGGCAGCGGGCGGGCAGGAGGCUAUGGGCUUGGCCGGAGCCGGGCCAGUGGUUUUGCUGGCAGCAUGUUUGGCAGCGUGGCCCUGGGGCCCGCGUGUCCCUCUGUGUGCCCUCCCGGGGGCAUCCACCAGGUCACCGUCAACAAGAGCCUCCUGGCGCCCCUCAACGUGGAGCUGGACCCUGAGAUCCAGAAGGUGCGCGCCCAGGAGCGGGAGCAGAUCAAGGCUCUGAACAACAAGUUUGCCUCCUUCAUCGACAAGGUGCGGUUCUUGGAGCAGCAGAACCAGGUGCUGGAGACCAAGUGGAACCUCCUGCAGCAGCUGGAGCUGAACAACUGUAGGAACAGCCUGGAGCCUGUCCUUGACGGCCACAUCGCCAACCUGCAGAAGCAACUAGAGGUGCUGUCCGGGGACAGGGUGAGGCUGGACUCAGAGCUGCGCAACGUGCGGGACGUGGUGGAGGACUACAAGAAGAGGUACGAAGAGGAAAUAAACAAGCGCACGACUGCGGAGAAUGAAUUUGUGAUACUUAAGAAGGACGUGGAUGCAGCUUACAUGAACAAGGUGGAGCUGCAGGCCAAGGUGGAUGCCCUGGAUGGAGAUAUCAAGUUCUUCAAGUGCCUGCACGAGGGGGAGAUUGCUCAGAUGCAGUCCCACAUCAGCGACACAUCCGUCAUCCUGUCCAUGGACAACAACCGGAAUCUGGACCUGGACAGCAUCAUUGCCGAGGUCCGCGCCCAGUACGAGGAGAUCGCCCUGAAGAGCAAGGCCGAGGCCGAGGCCCUGUACCAGACCAAGUACCAGGAACUGCAGCUGGCGGCCGGCCGGCAUGGUGAUGACCUGAAACACACCAAGAGCGAGAUCUCAGACCUGACCCGUCUCAUCCAGAGGCUGCGCUCGGAGAUCGAGAGUGUGAAGAAGCAGUGCUCCAACCUGGAGAUGGCCAUUGCCGACGCCGAGCAGCGGGGGGACUGUGCCCUCAAGGACGCCCGGGCCAAGCUGGACGAGCUGGAGGGCGCCCUGCACCAGGCCAAGGAGGAGCUGGCGCGGAUGCUGCGUGAGUACCAGGAGCUCACGAGCGUCAAGCUGGCCCUGGACAUUGAGAUCGCCACCUACCGCAAGCUGCUGGAGGGCGAGGAAUGCAGGAUGUCUGGAGAAUACACCAACUCCGUGAGCAUUUCGGUCAUCAACAGCUCCACAGCUGGGAUGGCAGGCACAGGGCCUGGUUUUGGGUUCAGCGGUACCAGCACCUACGGCUACUGGCCCAGCUCUGUUGGCGGGGGCUACAGCAUGCUGUCUGGGGGCUGUGUCACCGGCAGCGGGAACUGCAGCCCCCGCGGGGAGGCCAAGACCAGGCUGGGGAGUGCAAGCGAGUUCAAAGACUCCCAGGGAAAGCCCUUGGCUCUGAGCUCACCCGCCAAGAAAACCAUGAGAUAA